UGACUAGUACUGUGAAGCCCAUUUGGCUGAGAUGGAAGGCAAUAAGAAUAAGGGUAACCUUGUACUGGAAUCAAAUAUCUCCUUUAGUGAAAAAGAUGCUGGGAUUCUGGGAGGAAAGGAAAGAGAAGGAAACAAUAAGAAAUUGCAGGAAGCAUCUUUGGACUCCACUCCAUAUUCUCCAACUCCCCAUUGGCCUGCAUCCUCCUUCCAGACCCCAGAAAAGACCUUUUGGCUUGGAUCUCCAUUGACAAACGAGGUUUUUGAGAGCAUUCCCCUAAGGAUCUCCAGUCAAGUUACACCGCCUCUCAGAAGUUUCAGAGACAGUCCUGACCAGAAGGCAAAUGGCUCCUUGGGGCUGAGUCCUUUGUCACAAUCUUUCAAUGGCAUCUCUAGAACCCCAGUAGUAUCCUGGAAAAACUUGCAACUUUGUGACUCUCCAUGUACCCCCAAGAGCCUGCUGACAAGUAAUGUGUGUUCCUCUGGAAAGCCAGCUACAAGAAAUUCUAAGCAUGCCCGAUGUACAUCUGCCAUUAGCACAUAUCAGAUGUCUUCACCAGUUCAGGUCAAUGUGAACCCAUUCACCCCAGAAUCCUACAGGAGGAUGGUCUCCCAGUCCAGUGGCAAGAGGAAAAUAAGGGAAGAGCCUCAGGAAUCUGACUUCUCUGAAGACAAUGAAGAGCAAGGGCUUCCUGCCAAGAGAUAUGUCACAAGAGAAAGCAACAUGAUUUCCCGAUAUGAAAAGGAAUUCCUGGAGUUAGAAAAAAUUGGGGUAGGAGCAUUUGGUUCUGUCUACAAGUGCAUCAAGAGGCUGGAUGGAUAUAUUUAUGCUAUUAAACGCUCAACAAGACGUUUGGGAGGAUCCACAAAUGAACCCUCAGCUCUGCGAGAAGUUUACGCACAUGCAGUGCUGGGACAGCAUCCCCACGUUGUCCGUUAUUAUUCUGCAUGGGCGGAGGAUGACCAUAUGAUCAUUCAGAAUGAAUACUGUAAUGGUGGGAGCUUGCAGGCUGCUGUGUCUGAAAAUGAGAAACUUGGCCGUUUCUUCCAAGAGCCAGAACUCAAGAAUAUGCUCCUACAAAUCUCCAUGGGGCUAAAGUAUAUCCAUCACUCAGGCCUGGUGCAUCUGGACAUCAAGCCCAGUAACAUCUUCAUCUGUAAAAAGCAAGAAGAUGAUAUCCCAUAUGUCUCAGAAGAAGGGGAGAAUGAAGAUGACUGGUUUCUUUCUGCUAAAGUGAUGUAUAAAAUUGGUGAUUUGGGCCUUGUUACUUCAAUCCAGAGCCCCCAAGUAGAGGAGGGAGAUAGUCGCUUCUUGGCCAAUGAGAUUUUACAAGAGGACUAUCGAUUCCUGCCCAAAGCAGAUGUGUUUGCCCUUGGAUUGACAAUUGCUGUAGCUGCAGGGGCAAAGUCAUUACCAGCCAAUGAUGAGCCUUGGCAUCAUAUCCGUAGAGGCAACCUUCCAGCUCUUCCACAGAAGCUCUCCAAAGACUUUUACAAUUUGCUUAAGUUUAUGAUCCAUCCUAAGCCAGAAGAGAGGCCAACAGCAGCAGCUUUGGUUAGGAACACAGUCAUCAGACCAUUUUUGAGUAUAACUGCAAAGCUUCAGAAGGAGCUGGACAGAGAAAAAUCUAAGACGGCUAAAUUAGAGAGGGAACUGAAAGAAGUUCAUCUUGCCCAGAGCCACCAAGAAGAUACCAGUCAACGUUCUCUUGCACUUCUUGGGUUCCUCACCAAAACUAGGUCAAGUAGCUCCAGUAGAUUGGUGGGAGGGAAAGUCAAAAGAUCACACAGUUUCACUUUUGGAAAAUCUCAGUAAGCCUAGACCUGUUCAUCUUCCACAUAACCUCUGGAAGAGCUCCAUUUAGUGCUAACCAGUCCCACUUUGAAGGUAGGCUCUAGAAACAUUUGAUGAUUCCUCCAAACUGAAACUUGACACCAAUUAUUGCUGCUCUAAAAUGGAAAAGUAGCCAGUAGGAAUGAUUGCAACUUCCCGAUACAUUCUGGAUUUUGUAUGCUAGGUCUAGUUUUAACUAUAAAGGUAUAUUGGCUUUUCAACUGGAUACAGACUUGGAAAAAAAAUCAAUUGGUAGGCAUUUCUUUCUGCCUACCCUUCCACCCCUAGAUGCCACUAUUCAAUAUAUUUGAGCAAAGGCAUAAAAGAAUUUUUGGAUUCUAAGAGACGAAAUGAUGAAAUGGCAAGAUAUUUAAAUGACUUUCCAGGCUGAGAGAUGGUUGUCGGAUCACUUUCAAAAAGAUCCUUGGAAGAUAUUUUGCCUAGAGAGAAAUGGAAUCUUUGUCUUGUGCUUAGAUUUUGGAAAUAAGGUUAAUAGACUUUAGUAAUGCCUGAUCCCAACAAUUCCUAAUGGGUUUGGAACUAGUGAUUCUUCUAAUAUGUUUUUUUGAGGGAGAGAACAUUUUCUGUUCUUCCUAUAGUUAUAUGAAUAGUCUAGCCUUUAAUUGAAAUGGGAAGUUAUAUUUGCAAAUAGGAAUACCUGUGAGAUUGCCAACAAGCUGUGAUGAAACAUUGGAAGAGGAAUCUGAUUUUGCUGUCUUGUCACAAUUUUACUCUUUCUUUCUGGUGUUUGGCUUUAAUUUCCCUCUCCCUUUUGAAUCACUAGUUUCUUUUGAUUUUAAAACUUGAAUUUGGCUUUGUUCCUAGUGAUUUUUAAAAACAUUAAUUUUAUUCAAGUGUUUCCCCUUUCCAUCUUUUUUUAAAUGAAUAGAACAUUUGUAAAUAAAGGUUUUAUUUUUCCAAAGCCAAAUAUGGGAAAAUUCUCUUCUUUUGGACAGGAUAGUCAGUAACUUGAAAAAUCAUUGACAGAAGCAUUUUUAAUUCAUUUGGAUAAGGGUUUAAGAAGCUGAUAAUGAAAAGUAUUUACAAUAUUUUUACACUCUUAAAAAGCUGACAACUAGGCUAUAUUCUAUGUAUUAUAAUCUGCAUAAACAUUUGAUAAAAUGUAUUUGGAAAUAUCUCCAGGUCUAAAGAAGACAGAUGUUAAUUGUCUAAAUGUUAUUUAUUAGAAUAUAUCCAUCCGUUUUUUUUUUCUUUGUGUUGUUCAGUCAUUCAGUUGUGUCUGACUCUGUGUGUCCAUAGACUUUGUCCCUAGGGUUUUCUUGUCAAAAAUAAUGCAAUGGUUUGCUAUUUCCUUCUCUAAUAUGUCUUCAUUUUACAAAUGAGGAACUGAGGCAAAUAGGCAAUAAAUGACUUGCCACAGGGUCUACAGCUAUAAGUGUCUGAGGCUGGAUUUGAACUCAGUUCUUUCUGAAUCCAGACCUGAUGCUCUAUACAUUAUAUGAACUCACUGCCUCUCCUUUUUCCUAUAACCAUUCCCAUUUUCAGAAAGAAAUUGAGAAAGAAGUCCUGAAGUAAUUUUUCUCCCUUGCUAUAAAAUAACUAGAUAAAGAAAUGAGGCAAGGUAUACUCUACACUAGAUGUGUUUCAAAACUGGGAUUCCUUUUUAAAAAAAAAUUAUUAAGUGCUAUCUAAGGAUAAAUAAAGAUAUCGGGGGGGUAUUUUUUUGGGUUCUCACUUCCUUCCCACCAUUCUUUGGUAUGCCCUGCUUUCCCUCAAUUCCUCCAACCAUUUUCUUUUUGUUCACAUUCAAAUAAUUUAGAUGAUAUACUUGCUAUGUAAGAGAAUUAAGGACAGAAGAAGGGAUAAUGUCACAUGUACUGUGCACAAGGAGCCCUGAUUAUAUUUUUGUUUUAUUGCUCUUAUAAGUACGGGAAUAAACAAAGGAUCUGUAA
Antechinus flavipes (yellow-footed antechinus) is the source of this 3744-nucleotide messenger RNA. It is a transcript of the gene WEE2, whose product is annotated as WEE2 oocyte meiosis inhibiting kinase. The record is from RefSeq and is a predicted model, not a curated record. Gene Ontology annotation, cellular component: nucleus. The transcript is spliced from 11 exons. Bases 32 to 1813 code for a protein of 593 amino acids. Gene Ontology annotation, biological process: protein phosphorylation; regulation of meiosis I; mitotic cell cycle. Gene Ontology annotation, molecular function: non-membrane spanning protein tyrosine kinase activity; magnesium ion binding; ATP binding. NCBI's taxonomy places the organism in Eukaryota, Metazoa, Chordata, Mammalia, Dasyuromorphia, Dasyuridae.